AUGAAUAUUAUUAUAAUUUCAUUGAUUUGUAUAGUAUAUGCACAACAUAGAGCAUGGUGUGAUACAGAUGAUAAUGGUAAAUUACAAUAUAUUGAAGAUCCUGAAUGGAAAUGUAUUUAUAAAGAAGAGAAUUAUACAUAUCAUGGAUUUAUAAUUGCUUCAAAUGAUAAAAAAGAGAUAUUUGAAGUAUAUCCAGACUGUUGUUCACCUCAUGAAGAUGAAAGACAAACUUGGAGAAAUACAUUUACUAUUAUAGAUGAUUAUAUUAUAAAACCAAAAGAAUUAAGAUUUGUUUUUGUUGGUAGAGAAUUUAAAAGAGAAUAUACAUUAAUUACAAUUGAUGAAAAAUUAACAGGCAUUGAUUGGUAUAUUAAUACAGACAAUAUCAUUCCUCGUUCUACUAUUACUCUUAAAGGUAGAAAUGAAGAUACAGAAUUACAUCCAUACUAUAUUGAAGCUGUUACUUAUAGAUUCAAUAUUACUAGUCCAGCUACUAAUGUAAGAGAAACUGUUUAUUUGAAUUUUACAGCAGGAUUUUCACCAUUUGUAAAUAUAAGUGAAAAUAUUCAAGUUAAAUUAAUAAACCAAAGUGAUGAUAUUGAUGAAUGUCAAUAUAGAUAUACUAAAAGUAGUUCUGUAUUUAAUAUGGGAACAGAUAAUUCUAAUUUAAAAGUAAUUAACAUUUGUAGCGCUGGUAUUCAUCAAAGAAUGGCAAUUUGUAAAAAAGAUGUUCCUGACAAUUAUAUAGAUUGUAGUUGUCAAUAUGAAAAUUUUGAGUAUGUCAAUCAUGCAAUGGACUGUACUUAUCUUAGUGAAUAUUAUACAUUUAAAGCUCGUCCAUUACAAGAAUUUAUUCCAUAUGAAUAUUUAUGGAAUAGUUUAAGUACUGAAGGUGUUGAAACUCAACUUACUAUUCCUAAAGGAAAGAAUAUGACAUUUCAAGGAAAUGUUGUGUUACCAUCUGCACCUUUAUUUAUUUCUGGAACAAUUUAUUUUGUUGGAGGAAUAACUAUACAAAGAACUGAUGCUUUAUAUGAUCUUGGUAACUUUUUUAUUUCAAAUAUAAAUAUUGAAACAAAUAUAGAUGAAUCUCCUAUAUUUUUUAUUGGUAAAUGUGCUAUGGAUCCAAAUGAAUGUGACAAAUUAUUUAAGGAAAGUGAAAUAAAAGAAGAAAACUGUGGAGGUACAAAGUCAAGAUUUAUUCCAUAUAGUAGUAUUCUUGGAUGUAAAUGUGUACAAAAAGGAAAAAAUACUUAUAUUCAAUCUGAUUGUUCUAUUUCAUCAAAACAACGUUUAAAUAGACUAGAAUUAGUACUUACAGGAGAUUAUGAAAGUGGAAAUGAUUCUGUUUAUUGGAAAAGUUUAAAUAUAAAUCCAUUGAAUAUUCCCCCAAAUAACAGCAUUUCUAUAACUGGCAAAGAAAUAAUUAUUGAAGGAGAUUGUGAUUUUACAAGUCUUAAUACAAUUCAACUUCAUAGCAUAUUAAGAUGUGGUAGACUUAUUAUGAGUUCAAAAACAAGAAUUGUUGGAUAUAGUGGAAGUGAACUAAGAACAUAUUCUAUUGAAAUUGAUGGUGAAGUAAAUAACCUUAAUGAAGAUGCUCUAAUUCAUAUGUCUGAAGGAAAGUUUUCUUCAGACAGUUCUUUAAUAUUAACUCUUACUACUACAAACACUAAAUGCUUUGAAUUAGCCAGCUCUUUUCUUGACUUAAAUUAUGGAAUGAAUGGUAUUAAUGUUACUAAUAAUGAAUAUACACUUCUAGUUCUUGACAGAAUAGUUAGAGUGUGUCCUAAAGAUAAUUUAGAUGAUGAAAUUAAAUGUUAUCCAACUGAGUCUAGUUUAGAAUCAUUUAAAUAUGACCAAUGUCCAUGUGAUGGAGAGCAUUGUUUCUAUUAUAUGGAUAAAUUGAAAUAUAAACAUAUUAUGCUUCGUAAUGAUAGGUCAAUAACAGGUAUUAUUAAUGCUGAAUCAGACUUAACUAUUGGUUCUUAUGGACAUGCGUCUAUUCUCAGUAUUAAUGCAAUUAAUAGCAUAACACUUACACUAAAAGGAGAUUUAACUUUUAGCUAUAAAUCAAAAUUAUUUAACACUUUCAUUGUUGAUGGUGGGAAAGUAGUGGUUAGUGGAAAUGAAAUACAAGCACUUGUCAUUUCUAUUAAAAGUAGUAGUUCUAUUACAUUUACUAGCAAAAUAACUUUUAUUAAGUUAGAUGCUAAAAAGUCUAUUGAUAUUAGAAUGAGUGAUGGAAUUGUGUCAAUGCAGACAGGAAAAUUGAAUGAUCUUAACGGUAAAAUUGUAGCAGACAAAACAGAAGGGUGUAUAAUUGGUGCAUUUUCUAGUAAUAGUUACACUUGCCUAAGUUGUGGAGAAGGAAUAAUUAAUGGAACAUGUGGUUCACAUGUUAAAGUUGAAAACUGCCAGUCAUAUCACACUUUAGGUCAUUGUAUUGAAUGUAUUAAUG
Molecule: messenger RNA, 2461 nt
Organism: Entamoeba nuttalli P19
Lineage: Eukaryota; Evosea; Mastigamoebida; Endamoebidae
Product: tyrosine kinase, putative
Exons: 1
Source: RefSeq, a predicted model, not a curated record